UUUAAAAUGAGUGAUAGAAGUCAAGAAGAAGAGGAACUGUCACAUACGCAAGUUCUCGCUGAUGUCGAGAAACAAAUCGAAGCAGUUUGUAACCAACUACAAUCCCUAAAACGACGAGCAAGUAGGCUUCGAAGCCUUCUUGAAGAGCAGGAAGUAUAUGAUUCCAUGUCGAAGAAAAUGGAAAGCAUGCAGCUUUCAACGAAAGUGAACCUCAAUGUUGGUGGCCAACAUUUCACUACAACCGUCCAAACACUGACCAAGGACCCCGACUCGAUGCUUGCGGCCAUGUUUUCUGGAAGAUUUCCACUGAAGCCUUCUGAAGAUGGAACCUACUUUAUCGAUCGAGAUGGAAAUUACUUCCGGUAUAUUCUGAACUUUCUUCGGGAUGGAAAGUUAUCUUUGCCAGAAGGGGCCACUUUUUGUGAAGAAAUCGAGGCAGAAGCUGAAUUCUACCAAAUUCAAGGAAUUCUCGAGGAGCUAGGGAAGCCCAGACCUUCGAAGGGUGCAGAUCGAGGAGCCAAAGCCACAGAGCCAUUUGAUGAGUCUGAAAUACUGACUCAAGAACAUGCGAAGAUAUUGUUAGGUAUGGUACCUUAUAAAACUGGCAGGUGGCGUCUUCUGUUCAGAGCUUCUCGAGAUGGCUUCGCAGCUGAGUCGUUCCACUCAAAAUGCGACAAAAAGGGCCCAACAGUGACAGUUGUACUUAGUGGAAGCUUCAUAUUCGGCGGAUUUACCGAAAAAGCAUGGAGUAGUAAGCGCGGUAGGAAUUAUUAUUUCUACUUAGCCUUCUAGCAAGCUCUCCAUUUAUGGCGAACGUCUCGCGACACCCCCAAAUGGAGAGCUUGCUCGCAGGCUAAGAGUCUACUUGGUGGUUAAUACAGUCUGUUGUCAAUGCUAACAUAACUUUGGGGGGUGGGGGGAGCGCACUGUUUAUGUCCAAGGUACCCCCGAUGCGUCCUCCCCCCUUACACACACACACACACACACACCCACACACACACUCUGAUAAAACCACUUUUCUGAAAGGGAAAAUGACAUUACCACAUUCUGAGGGCUUCUAAAAAUAAAUGGCGCCAUAGUUAAAACUGCAUCCAUAUUUCCGAGGGGGAAAAAUAUUCUUGAGCCAGAAAGGGUCUGGCCAAAAACACCCUGUCAAUAGGGGGUGUGGAUAUUAUAUGAAAGGGUCCUUAUAGCAUCAGUAUGUUGUGAAACUGAUAGGUAAUCAGCUGACUAUUAAAGGUUGUGAAAAAGGCACUUCAAGCUUCAGAAUUGACACAUCCAAACAUUUUGGGAAAGACUUGAGCACCCCCAACCCCCCCCUGCCCCCGACCAUCUCCCUUUAUGGACCCUGAUAGUUUGGGUAAGAAAAUAGGGCCUUGUUCCUCGAAAAAUAACUAAGUUUAAUCCAGGAUUAAGCCAAUUUUGAGCAAGAUUUUCUCGUGUAAGGACAUGCAAAUACUGUUGAGCCUUUACUUUGAGAUACAGUAAUGAUAACACAAAGUGGUUGUUGAAGGCCUAAAUGUAAUAAACGACCCUAAAUGUAAUAAUAUUUUGCCCUAAAUGUAAUAAACUCUGGGAGUGAUAACUGUUUUGACGUCAUGCUAACAUCAUCAAUGACGUAAGUAACACGUCAUUAAAAAGACUUUGUCACGGCUGUCUGCUUCAUUGUGAUAAAGUUGUCAAUUAUCGUAGUUACUAGAAUAAGCGCUACCCACAUAUACCAAAUAGCGCUAUACCACAUCUGUGUCUGACCCACAUCUAAGAGCCCGCCUUUCCCGAUUAAGCGCCACUCUCAAAUUAGCGCCGCAUUUGGAAGAAAAGAAGUUUAUACAAAAUAAAAUUAAACAGUACAUAAAAAGCGUCAAAUUAAACCUCUCUAUCUUUCAGGUAGCCAUCAUUCUGUAGACUGUUUCCAGAAAACACUCAAAAAUCGCUCAUUUAUACAUUACUUAUCAAAGAACCGUUCUCUGCAUAACUCGUUAAUUUGAUGCCAGAAAAGUCUGAAAUGGACGUCUACAAUCCAUUCUAUCCUGUGUACUACAGAGCAUGCUGUCACCUAAAUGGUUUUUAAAGCUUCACAGAGGAAAGGUUUAUAACAACACACAGUUGACAUUGAAGUGUCCGCAUCAACAAGGUAUGUAGACCAUCCAUGAGAAUCUGUUGAUUGGGAAAAAAACAAGUGUCCGCUGUCCGCACUAACGGGUGUCCGUUUUAAUUAAGCGGGUUAAAUUUAGGGAAAAUGUAAGGGCUUUCCUCAGCGACAAAGAAAACUGUCCGUAUUAAGCGGGUGUCCAUAAAGCAGGGCUCACCAAGCACGCCGCAUUUACUCAAAUAAUUUUUUUACGGUUCAGUGCUGCGCUUAUUUGAGGCGGCGUUUAUUUGAAAGCUGGAUGCGACAAAGAAUUGUAUUAACAACGUUAUUAUUAGUUUUCCGUAUUAACCUAGCCUGUUCCAGGCUCCGAGAUAGUCGGGUCCGCCGAAUUGAGAAAGCGUAAACACGAAAAUAUAACGGGAAUAAACUGGGGAUAGCAGGGGCGGACUUUUCGCGUGCGUUCCACUUUCGCGUCUUCUCCACUAUCUGAGAGCCUGGAACAGGCUAGUAUUAACCUAACAGAAUUGAACGUCUUUUUAUUUGAUUAUAUUAGGGCUUAAACUGUUUUUUUCAAUUGCAGCGCUUCUUUGAGAGUGGCGCUUAAUCGGGGGUGGCGGGCAAUUAGUCGGAGGCGGUGCUUGUUCGAGUAAAUACGAUAAUUGGCAACAUUAUUAUAAUGAAGCAGACAGCCAUGACAGCCCCUUUAAUGACGUAUCACUUACGUCAUUGAUAACGUUAAACUGACAUUUAUCACUCUUUUGAGUUUAUUACAUUUAAAGCGAAAAGUCAUUACAUUUAGGGCAAAAUGUUAUUCCAUUCGCUACAGGACUUUACUACAUUUAGGGUCUUUUAUUACAUGAACUGAACAACAUUUUAAUCCUGGGUUACUGCUAAUCGGCCUUUCAGGAACCGGGUCCAGGAGGAUUUUAGUGAUGUGCUACCUUAAAGACAUUUUAGUUCAUACGAAAUUACUCCUGAGGGUAGCUCACCAAUAAUGCAAGCGCUGUAGUAGGUUGUUUAUAAAUUUAUGGCGGUUGCUUUAGAAGUUAGAGAAAAUUGAGUUUAGAGGCGUAGCUAGUAAUUUUCCAGAGGUACGCACAAUUUUCCAAAUCAACUCUAUACCAACCCUGUAUGUCCCAUCUCAGUAUAUUAAAGAAAUCAUUUCUUUUGGUCUUAUGUCCGUGUUCUUCAGGCAGCAGUUACGGUUUUCGCUUUUGGCAAAAUUUUGAAAAACUCCGGCCUCAUUUGACUCCAUUUGGUCUUCUGAAAAAUUUUAUGCAAGACGUUUAAGCAGGAGUACAUAGGCAGUUUCACUGUUUUUCUGCUUUCCCUGAUGACCUCUUGCUUUGCUUUGGUUUUCUACUGUUUUGCUUUUGUUCACUUUUACUUAUCUUCAAUAUUUUUUAGGAAAGAAACCGCUUAGUGCUACCGCUAUGCUCCUUGACCUGACUGAAGAGAAAAGUAAGUACAGCCCAGGUUUUAGGGUACCAGAAGUGAUCAAUAGAGAGAUUUGGAGUCAUGCUUCGCGUAUACGGCCAGCAAACGGCAAACGUCAGAUUCAAGUUGAGAAUUUCUCAAAAUAGAAAAUGUGCAGAAAACGGAUUAAAACAAUACUUAUGGAUAAAAAGUGGCGUGAGACUACUAAUUUAGGUGUAGAAAUAAUGAGCAGUAAACGACAAGUAAAGAGGAAACAUGGUGACGUGGUACAAAUUCGCCUGUGCCGUUUGACGUAAACAAGAUGUUUAACCUCUCUAUUUACGGCAAACGGCAUUAGUGAAUUAGUACCUCGUGACCAAGUUUUCUCUUUUCUUGUCGUUUGCCAUUCAUUACUUCCACUCAAAAAUUAGUAGUUUCACCCCACUUUUAUCCAUAAGAACUGUUUAGGACAGUUUUAAAGUAUUUACCUGCUUUUUCUAUUUUGAGAAAUUCUCAACUAGAAUCUGCCGUUUGCCGUUUGCCUUUAAACGUGAUUUACGUGACUCUAAAAUAAUGAUCUCAAUGGCUAGGAGGCCUGAAGCGAGUAAAGAUAUCAACCUCAGUGCUUAUAAUUGGGUUAUUUUAACGUAAAACCGUAAAACCGUCGCACGCUCUUCGUCCUCCAUUUUGACGACUCUGCUUUCGGGUCAAGCUUUUCACUUAAAAGAAGUACACCUUGUCAAAAAAAGAUGGAAUUCACUAACUGCUCAUUAUCAGCAACUAAUGAGUUUUUAAUAUGUAAAAUUAGACAAAAACGUUUAUAGAAAGAGCAUGAAAAAACGAGUUAAAAUCUUUGGUUCUUAUAAGAACCAGAAAUUUGCAAACCCAAGACGCAAAUGAGCAGCCACGCAUGCGCAGUUGUAAUGGUUGUACUGGCAGGUAUUAGGCUCUUAGUACGUGACGUAUCGAUUCACUUUCGAUGGUCUCCGUUCUGUGUAACUACCUCGUCCCCCAAGUACUUAAAGCGGGGUGUAUUCACGCUCCGCGCAAGAACAAGCAGAGACGCCUGACUAAGAGGAAGCCUGUCCUAGCAAAUGUUAUUGUCAUGUUAUCCUACUAAAAUCUGAAAAAGUUUUGUAAAAAUAUAAAAGUAAGUAAGUAAGUAAGAAAGACGCAAUCUUAAACUUAAAGAAUUAGCUGUAAUCACGAAGAAAUUUCAGGUGUCGGGGGGUGAUAUCAAGGGCCACUUAUGCCCCGUCCACACGUAUCCGGUAUUUUGAAAAACGGAUAUAUUUUUUCCCGGCCGUUUUCAAAAAAUACUCAUCUACACGCAACGUGAUCGAAUCGUUUUCGCCCGUCCACACGAAAACGUUAAAACAAUUGAAAUACGAUAGCACCCCUUACUAAGUAUGCGUCGUGCUAGAAGCAUAUGCGUCUCGUGCUAAUAUCAUGUGUGGCGUUCCCCAAGGUUCAAUAUUAGGGCUUUUGUUUUCUUCUGCUCAACAUCAAUGAUAUAAUCAACACAUCAACAAUAUUACAAUUGUUAUUAUUGGCGAUGAUACAAACUUUUUUCUGUCUCACAAGGACAAAGACUGCUUGACAAAUAUACUGAACGCUGAGCUAAAUAGUUGGCAAUUUAGUUUAGAGUUAACAGGCUUUCAGAUUCAUUGUAUCUAAACCAUGCCAAAAGCGUACAAAUCAAACUAUUUAACCUUAAAUUAAUGGCCAAAAAAUUGAUCGGGUAAAAGAAACAGUUUUCUUGGGAGUAGUCAUGGAUGAAAAUUUAAAUUGGAAAUCUGAAAUCUCACAUGUGGCCAAUAAAGUAUCUAAAUCCAUAUAGGAAUUAUUCGUAAAUCCAGUUCCUAUUUUUCUACGAAAACUUUAUGAACAUUAUAUUUUUCUCUAGUCUGUCCCUACUUUUUUUACUGCAACUUAGUUUGGGCCUCUACUUACAGAACCAACCUUAUUUGUCUUGAGAUUUUACAGAAACGAGCGAUCAGAACUAUCUAUAGCUUAAAAUCCUUUCGAUGCACAUACUGAUCCAAUCUUUCAAAAUCUUAGUAUCUUAUAAUUUUGUGAUAUAUACCUAAUAAAACUAAAAAAAAUAGAGAAAAAUUUCGUCAUAAUUUUACCAUAAAAAGUCAAAUUCAUUCGUAUAAUUCAAGAAACUCUUGUACAUUUCGUCUGCCUUUCUGUCGUACUCGAAUCAAACAAUUUUCGGUAUUUUUAUCAAGGACCUAAUUAUAAAUUUUAUAACACCUUAAACACCAACAUCAUCAACUCCUCCUUUAAAAGAGCACUUAAAGGGGCUCUGUCACGGCAGUCCAGUUCAUUUUGUUUAAUUUUGCCAAUUACUCGCCCUCAAUCGCUAUGGAACUUAAAGUAAGCAAAGAAAUUACAUGUAAAUGACAAAAUCAGAGAUCCGAGACAAACAAAUAUGCAUUAUUUUUGAGGUCAAGCACCAGGGACAAACUUUGAAAAACUGUUAGGCUGAACAGUUUUCAAAAACCCUAAUUUCAGUCCGUUUCAAUCUUCUUCAGUUUUGCCCAUCCGUGGCAUCUGUUGUUUAUGUUAUGUUAUUUAACCUUCCUUUAAAGUUUUAAGCGGUUAUUUUUAUGUUUGUCUUAAUUUAACCGGCAUUUUGUAAGUUCCUAAUUUGGAUGAAUUUCGUGACACAGCUCCUUUAAGGCAUUUAUUUGUAAUAGAAUUAUUAGAAUACUCUAAUUGUUACUUUAAUUUUCUAUCUAAUAAUAUUUUGUAUCCAUCGCCGUAAAAGUGUUUAUGCAAUCUUUGAAAAUUGUCAUUGAGGAGGCCUUAUUAACAUAAGCUUUAUAGUUUCCUUUAAGCAACCCCUUUAGGCAUCCUCGCCAUUUCUUCCCACAUUUUUUUGUAUCUUUUUGUAAUUGACACCAAAGAAAAUGCCAUAACAUACCAUAAUGCUCUUUGUUUGUCACCCCAAAAUUUGCAUAAGCAUUGUUUUCAUUGUUUUCCAAGAGAAACUGAAAACAAUGCUCAUGCAUGCAACAAAGAGCGUUAUGGUAUGUUAUGGCAUUUUCUGUAGUGGUCAAUUGUAAUCGUGUUAUGUGUGGCAAAUAAAACACGAAUACAAAUCGUAUUCGAAAACCUGCGUUUUCGUCCGUUCACAAGUAAACUAGAAGCCAGCGUUUUUAAAAAUCUACACUCUGGAGGGCGUUUUUUAACAGAUGCGUUGUCGGUGACCGUUUUCACCGGAUACGAGUGGACGGCUAAGGCCAAACCGGAGAAAAAAUAUCCGUUUUCAAACAACAACGGAUAAGUUUGGACGGGGCCUCAGGGUUGUAGAAUAACAAUACAUUUAAUUCUCUUCUCAAAGGUGAGCAUUUGCAAGGUGCCCAAUCCAAACAAGCGUUCUUGUUCAGUUUGGUUAAUCCAUUUGAAAGAGGGCCAGUUCGAAUACCAGCUGAAGAAAAUGAAAGUGGUUGCUCUAUUGUCUGUGAUAGUAAAUGUGGGCCAACGUUUCGCCGAAACCUUAAUACAGAUACAGGUAAAUUCCAGAGCUACCUUCAUAUUUCAGAUAAUGCAAAUUCAUCUCGAUCAAGUUAUUGUCGUCUGGGUGGAAAAUUUUCGUGUCCUGAAGGGAAACCAGGCGAUUUGUUCUUGACCGGUACUAAAAAAUUUAUCGUCGAUGAUUACGAAGUUUUCGAGUUUUACUAGUGGUAAGGCAUGUACUCCAGCUACAAGGCUUAGAGCGUGUCGAUGGAGAAUUAAUUCUUUGUGUGUGAGAAAGUAUUAUAUAGGUUCAUUAUGGGCUGAAAUAUUAUUUUUGUACAUGAAGUAAACUUUGAUUGAAUUAAAUUUUAGUAUUGACGACGUUGAUCGAAUGUCGUAGAAUAUGUUUUUAAGAAUGUUUACUGUUUCUAUAGCCUACGUGUAGACGCCUCCCAUUUGCGCGGGAAAAGGGACCCGGUACGUUGAAUGAAACAGUACACAUCUGUGUUGAUAUUAUAAGGAGCUUAAGCAAAAACGACGGCGACGGCUACGAAAACGUCACUUAACGGUGAUGUUACUCGGGACGGUUCGCAACGACGAUUUUUAGCGCAACACAGCAUUACAACAUUGUUGCGAAAUUGUUUCGAAUGGCUGCAGCAUUGUUCCAACAUUGCUACGCUGUGUUGCGCUCAAAAUCGUUCUCGCGAAUCGUCUCAUGUAGUCACCUUCAAAAGUGUAGUCGCGCUGUUUCAAACUUAAUCGCGCAUAUUUCAUCUCUUUCAAUUUGUCAAAUGUUGGCAAACCUUCUUGGGAUUGAAUUCUAACAGGUUGUAUUGAAGUUCAGGAAAAGAAAAAGAAAGUCGUUGUCUUAUGUUCACGUCCUCCAUAAAACGUGAAAUUAGGCAUUUUCAGGUCGUAGUCGUGAAGUGAUGGCAAAGAAAUGUUCAAAAAAGCAUGAUGCACGUGCAGAGUUGUUGUUUUGCCAAUCUAAACAUAUUACUUUUUGCCGUUUUCGUUGACGUCGCCGUUGCUAUGAGCCCGCGAGUCGGUUCGAACCGUAAGGGCCUGGAAACUAUGUAAAACAUGUGUGUAGGACCUCUGUAGGACCCGCCAUGUUUUGUUCUAGUUAACUGAAUUACAUGUGAGACCUAGCUGAUUUAUGUUUUACAGCCCAAAAGCAGGGCUUAUCAACAGCCUGCACGCAAGCUCUGUUUUUAUAGGGAAACUGUACAUCAGUUGCGAGCCAAAUUAUGAAUUAAACCAACCUGAGCUUUUAGCCACCCUCAUUUCCCAUCUAAUCUCUGACAAAAAAUGAAUACCGACAAUGACUCUUCUUUUUGUUUGCCCAGUUUUAUAUCUAUCAGUGUUGUAUCAGAUUUCGUGGCACUUUUUGAGUUAAUGUUGUUGCAGGGUGCAAAUUACAAUGAUUUCCGGUACGUCCUAAAACGUACUUUUAAGGUAUAACUUGGUAUCCUCUUGUUAACACACACCCAGGCCCUCUCCAUUUGAGAUGAAGUCAAUGAUGGUUUUAGAGAUGGUUAUAAAGAACUAGCCGGGGAUUAAAGCCAGUCAAAAACCGAGAAAUGUUUUGAAUGAAUAAAAAUUAUAAUAUAUAGUUAACUUUCCACCGAAUGAAAGAUGAACAAUGGUGGAAUUAUAGAGCGUUUUCCGAUGACGUCACGGCGGGCAUAUUGGAGUACAAAACAAUGAAACGGCAGCCUUGUUGGUGUCCCUGUGGAGCUGAACCUUUUUCUUGUGUAAAUUUUUUUACAAUAAAUUUGUAUAGAUGCUGGUCAUGUGAGUGAAAACGCUCUAUACCGAGGUGCGAAGCGUUGAAGAAUGUAUCUAGUGCUUAAUUCUGUUAAUAGACCUUAUUCACUCGCUAUCUUUGCACGGGCUUUAGGAUUGAUGGGAUAAAAGCAAUGUCACGUGGUAUUUCGGGGGCAAACAAAAGAUAGAAAUUGGCAAUGCGAGAAAUCGCGGUCGACUUUGUUUAUUCUCUCAAAGCGAACGACGAUUUAAUAAUCAUACAAAAUGUACGGUCUGAGUUUCGACAAAAUUAACGUCAUUAUUGCUUGCUGUAAGGUCAUCCACAGUCGGAACUGCGUUAAAAAAAGUAACAAUGAUCACUUCCACCCAAAAUUUGUCAUUAUCGUCUUUGAUGUAAAAAAGUUGUUCAUUUUCUGUAGUCAAGAAUAAACAAACUCGACCGCGAUUUCUUCUAUUGCAAAAAUUUAUCACUUGUUACAUGGCCGCGCAAAGAU
Messenger RNA from Porites lobata, 9240 nucleotides. The record is from the annotation of a GenBank genome assembly. Lineage: Eukaryota; Metazoa; Cnidaria; Anthozoa; Scleractinia; Poritidae.